Mytilus californianus (California mussel) is the source of this 2921-nucleotide messenger RNA. RefSeq names its product saxiphilin-like. The record is from RefSeq and is a predicted model, not a curated record. Lineage: Eukaryota; Metazoa; Mollusca; Bivalvia; Mytilida; Mytilidae. The transcript has 7 exons. Bases 83 to 838 code for a protein of 251 amino acids.
CAACAUGGAAUUCCAAAAUGACUGCAAAAUCUGUUGUAUCCCACGUAACAAUUGACAGACAGUAUAAGAUAUCUAUGAGUCAAUGAUAUGCGUCAUUUUAUCUAAACAAAUAGAACAGUCGACACGGAAAAUGAAAACCUUAAUAGUUAUUUUAUUGUUAGUGGUGUCCUCGCAGGCUUUGAUACAGUGUCCACCAGAUGCAUGUAUGACUGUAAGAUGUGCCGCUGUAACAGAAACAAAUUGUCUUGGAAGAAUUUCAAAGAAUGGAGGGUAUUGCGGAUGUUGUGAUGCCUGUAUACAGCAUAUAGCUGAAGGAAAAAGCUGUUUUAAUUUUCUCCUGCUUGGAGCACCUUCUACUGCCGAGUGUGAACCUGGGACUCAUUGUGAUUCCAAAUCAUUUACCUGCGUCCAUGGUAAAUCUCUUGCUGCUCCUGAACCAUUAUCUUCAUGUCAAAGCGAGCUUCAAACAUACCUUGGAAACCAGCAAAAUGGCGUUCCCUUGCUAGGAGCUAGAAAACCAGUAUGUGAUACCAACGGAAACUUUUCACCAAAACAAUGUUCUGGUUCACAGUGUUAUUGUGUAAAGAAAGAUGGAAGCAAAAUUGAUAGUUACACAGCCAAUGUUUGGGAGUCCAGUGGACAAACCUGUCAAUGUGCCCGUGAUCAAGCAGAGUAUAUGGCUACCGGAUUAAUCGGAAAACUCUUCUAUUGUACCGAUGACGGCAGCUACCAAAAGUACAAGUGUGUUGGUUCAGUAUGUUUUUGUUCCGACUCCAAUGGAAAUCAGCUUGGAUUACAAACUGCACCAAUUGGACAAGUUCAAAGUUUAAAAUGUUAAACUUCGUAAAGAACAGGAAACAUCAAAGAAAGAAUACAGAGUACUAAAAAGAAUCGAUUUCUCAAAUGUCGUUGAUAAACAGGACUGCAUUGAAUUUUAAUUAAGCUUCAAAUAUAUUAAUAAUUUUUAAAAUCAAUAAGAUAUCUCAUACAUAUUGUGAUUAUGAUUAUAAAGAUACUUUAAUUAUCAAAAAUAUCAAGCUUAUAAUUGUGAACGCCAUACAAGCGGUUCGUCUAUAAAAGACUCAUCCGUGGUGCUGGAAUCAAAUAGUUUUAAGAGCCAAGUAAAGUACGAAGUCAAAGAGGAUUGAGGACCCAAAAUUUAAAAAUAAAUUGCCAAAUAGAGCUAGGUUAUUUAUUCCUUGGGUAGAAAAUCCUUAGUAUUUCGAACUAUACAUAUUGUUUUAUAUUAAACACUUCACUAUUUCAAACUUUAUUUUAGGAAAACACAUCCGUGACAUGAAAAAUAACAGUCUUGGCAUUUAAAUAAGUUAAACUGAUAUUUGAUUCCAAGAUUGCUCUGACGUCUGGCGAGCCCUUUGAGGAAUUGCUGGGUCUAUUCAUUGUACGUCAAAAUAUAUAUAUCAACCCAUAAAUGUUUGGUUACGUCCCUUUCACUUGGAAAAGUUUUCAGUGUCUCCGUCAUUUCAUUUUGUGCAAAUAUAAUUUUGGAGCACAUUUAUGCACAUGACUCUUCUGAUCCGCAUGUAUAUACAAGAUAUUAUCUUCAUCUAAUCUUUUGUAUACUAACGUCCAUUUUGCGAGCCUAUUGCAUUUAUUAGCUCCCAUGAUUUAAAGUACUUGAGAUCGCUAUGACGUUGCGCACGGUAUUGGUACCACUGAGCGUUACACGACGUCCCAAUAAAACAAGGAUGCUGACGUUGUUUCAAAGAACGUUUCAAGCAUACAAGCUUUUUACUUAUGUGAAAAUGCCACUUAAAGUAACCAUAGAAUUUACAUUCUUUUAAGAAGUCUUUAUUUUGCAGAGAUUUUCGUAGUCGCUUCGAUUCAUUAUGUAUUUUCAUUUUUCCAUGUUGGGGUUGGCAUUAAUAAAUGCAAACAUUGAUAUCCAAAUUUCCAUAGAAUUAAAAAAAUAUUUUAAACAUUCAUGAAAAAUUGCCCCUAACAGCAAUGUUUAGCACUGAAUAACAAUUUGACGUUUUGAAUCAUUUGUAUGUGAGAAGAUUUAACAUCUUUUUUGUAUAUUAUUUAGCGUCUUUCAUUUUCAAAAUCCAGAAUGUUUUGAAACUUCAAAACUGAUUUUGAUACAAUAAGCGAAACAAAUGCAGGGAAAAACUGACACUACCGUUUUUCUCUUAUGAAGAGUGUGCUUCCAAAAUAUUAUGUGCAUAUAUAUCUGUAUUAUCAGUUUCUUCUUUUCUAAAAAUUAAGUAAUGAUCUUUGUGCCGCAAAACUUCUUCAAUCUUGGCUAGUAAAAUUGUUAAUACUUUGUUUCUUGUUUCUGUUUCUUCCCUUCUAUUAUUAGUUUCUUUUUGUCACGUUGUUGAUGUUGGUAUUUUCUCUCCCACAAUUUGUCUUUUUUAAAUUUAGCUAAUAUUCAAAUGCUUCUUAAUUUGAUUAUUUGAAAGAUGUUGAUAGACGAUAGCCUGAUAUUUUUCUUUUCAUAAUCUCAUUUUAUCUCCACUUUAUUCAUAAGAGGUCCGUUGUAUUCAUUUUUUUUUCUAAAAAUAAAAGUCGCUUAUACUAGUGUUAUAAUUCAUAUUUCAUAUAUUAUCGGUUUAACUCGAUGAAUCAUCAUCAUAUGCGUAUUAGUUCACGAUUUUGACAUCAAUAACAACUUUGUGGAAAUUGUUUAAAAUUGGCAAUAUCUUUUGAUAAAUCCCUUAGGAAAAACUUUAUGGAAUAUGCAUCACGUAUGAAAUAGAAAUACGUGUACUUGUGCUGCCAUUGUUGAUUUUCAAUAUUUGAAGGUAGAACGGGGUUUAGAUUAUUAUUUUUUUAUUGCAGAAAACUACAAAUAAUCGAUUUAAAAUUUUUACCAUUAUUGUUAGCAAGAUUGAAUGAUGAAUAAAUGAAAUUAAUUUGUGAAAUUUUCAUUAAAAAAGAAUAAAUAAUGAGCUUAU